This is a messenger RNA of Chilo suppressalis (striped riceborer), 10838 nucleotides long. The record is from the annotation of a GenBank genome assembly. Lineage: Eukaryota; Metazoa; Arthropoda; Insecta; Lepidoptera; Crambidae.
ACCAUGUAAACAAAAGGAUUCUAUUGUUUCAAUGACAAUAGGUUGACAAACUCUAUAUGCAGCGGCCGUAGAAACACAUUUUAACUCAUGAUAUGCACAUUAUCUUAAUUAUUAACACACUAAUUCACUCUCAAUUAAUAAAAAAUCAAGAACACCAUAUCAAAAUAAAACCUAGGAGUGGUACGACGUUCUAAAACUAUUGUUUGAGCAAGAACAUUUCAAACGUCACUAAGAUGAAAUAAAAAAUGAAUGGUAUUAAACUUCGAUCAAUAAAAGUAUUUAAUAAAUAUUUUUAAAAUUAAUUAAAUUGCUUUAUUACUGAUGGAUAAACUUACCGUAUUUUCAAAGAUUUUUUAGUUGUUGCAAGUUCUAAAUUCCAUAAUAUAUAACAGUUUACAAAUACACAAACUCAUCACAUAUUAGUUUCGGAACGUAUGUUCUCAAUUACGAUAACGAUAUGAGAAGUGUCAUUCUCGAUUUGGAUUCAUUGUUCAAAAUUUAUUCCACAAUAGCAUUAAUUUAUGUAUUGUUCAUUAUUUUAUCGUAGUUAGAGAAAUUGUUUAUUACGUAUAGUUAAAUCAGCACACAGACUUCAAUUCAUAUUUGUAUGUCUAAUAUUAUUGAUCACUAACAUAGUCGUAAAUCUAAAAUCCGAUAGAAUAAUGUAAAAACGAAUUCCUAUUUCCCCCUAGUACCAAUAACAUUAUUACGCGAUGGAAAUGGAAAGUCAUGGAGCCGACAAAAACACCUUCAAUUCAAUAUCCGCCAACAGCAGGCAGAAUUGUCGGCAAAAAAACGACCACCCGCCAUUCGCGAAAACAAUUUUCUGAGGAAAUUUUCUCAUGCAAUGUCCGGUUCAGUGCACUAUUGGCUCAGUUUCGCGGCAAUUUCAUGCUGACCAAUCAGCAGCGCACCCCACCGUUCUCACCCAAUAGCGAGCGGUUUACGUGAACAAUGAUCCUUAUUGGGCCAAUAUAAUAUCCGGUGUUUGAUGCAGCUACAUCCUGCGCGAAAAGCCCGGGAACGUGCCGGAGUGUCUCUGGCACUUGCGCAGCAUCCCUCCGUACGCCUCUCCAAGAUCACAUCUCGCGAAAAGUAAUGAUUAUUUCGGUCCAUGGGCGCCUAGUUCCACAUACUCCCGCUGUGGCGCUGCGCACGGGAGUAGGAUGGCGAUGUAUGUACCUCGUUAUAGACUGUUAAAACGUAUUAUCAGUGCUGUAAAUUGAAAAAUUGCGGAUGCGUUUACAAAAGUGUAAUAAGUAGGAGCGCCCGCUUAGUGCCGUUUAGUUAAAAUAGAUCGGGAGUCGGGCCGCCGGGCUAGCGCGCAGUUAGUUUCUUGUGCAUCGAGUGUCGUCCUCCAUUUGUGGUCCCGUUUUCCAGGGAUGUGCGGGCGGGUCGCGUGAUGCCGCGGCGCGCCUAUGCCCCGAUGUGUGGUGAAGUGAAGGUGCGAUGAACGUUGCCGCUGGAGCACCAUGCAUUCGGAACGACAUCGGCAGCGUAUCGACCGCCGACGAGUAUUGGAACCAGGCCAUACCCGCCGCUGUGCGUUGUGCGAGGCCGCGGCCAAACGUGCUGAGAUAAACUGCCCCGCAGCGGUAUACGAUCAGUGCUAAUACGAACUUUAAUUAACUAAUUGUUAUGAAUCUAACUGACGGCUGCAACAAUAUUGUGCGCGCACAAAAUGCUCCAACACCCAGCAUUGGUAGCAUCGACCGCUCAGCGCGGCCCCAAGUCCGUUAUCUGAGACAGAUAUUGACAUACUAAUGGCGCUUGGAAGGCUCAUAAUAAUACUGACCGUCGUCGCAGCCGCGGUAGGCGAUCAUCCCCAUGAAGUCGAAGCAGAAAAUAAAGCGAAGAAAGCCUUGGAGGCGGAAAAAGAACAGAGGGCUCGGUCCGCGAGCAAGGGUUCCAUGCACGCGUUGAGCGAGCUCAUGAUGAACAGGACUUCAGAAGACAGGAGGAAACCACGAAGAGGGAAGAACUUCAACAAGCUGCUGGGGACUAUAGGGCCUCGGAGAACAGACGACAUGAUGAACGAUAAUGAAGGGUCGUACGCGAUGAACCAGAAAACUACCCCUGACAACGAUUCCGAUUCUCUGACAAAGAAGAUGAAGGAAUUACGCGGGGGAGCGCCUACGUACGAAGCAGUUAACAAAUAUAGCCCCGUGUCUCAAGCGACGGGGGUGUUCUGCAACUUCGAGGUGUUGACCAACCUCUCUCUCAUAGACUUGUGUAUGUGGCAGUGGAACAGCACCGUGUCCAGCCACGGUUUAGGAUUUAGAGUGGCCACGGCUGAAGAUGUCAGGAUUAUGAACGAGACAACUCGGGGGCUCAAGUUCUCCGGCCCGAAAACGGACGCGGACGGCAACGUCGGAGGCCACUUCUUGUACCUUCCCGUGGACCCGACCAUGGAAAACAUGGUGAUAAAAUCACCACCAUUCCGAGGACUCUGGGAGUUUUGUAAGUUCGAGGCGAAACUACAUCAGAGCAAGAUGCAGAAUGCCAGUAUUCGUCUGGUGUCGGAGUCCACAAUGUCCGAAGUGCAGUGGAUUUUGCAAGAGGUGGCGGGAAACAAUUUUGAAGAAUGGUACCCCAUGCAGUUCAUGAUCGGCAAAGUCCUCCAGGAGGUCCGCAUCAUAGUGGAGAUCACGAGGCCUGCACACGUGAGCCUUGCUCAUAGUCUGCCACACAUCGCUAUUGACAACAUAAGGAUGGUGGAGUGUUUGCCGGAACCGCCGGUGUUCAACGGCGAGUGUUUAGCUGGUCAGCUGAAAUGCAAGAUUAUGAACAAAGACUCUUGCAUCAAGUUGCAGCAGGUGUGUGACCUGGUGAAGGACUGCGAUGAUGGCACAGAUGAAAGUAAAAAUUGUGAUAAAAUGCCUUACGGCUCAUACUGCAAUUUCGAGUUAGACAGCUGCGGUUUCGAAAAUAUACCACAGCCUAUUCUCAAAUGGUCCCGCCACAACGGGCCCACGCCCACCGACAAGACCGGGCCCAACUACGACCACACGUGCGGCCCGCCCGACCCAUACCCCACGCAAAGGGAGGUGUUUCCUCCCCUAAUCCCGGCGCAUAUGAACUUCAGCCUUUCCCAAUGCGUGGGAUACUAUUUCUUCGUCAAUAUGAACGUCACUGGACCCAACAAGGAAAAGGCGGACUUUGCUUCUACGGCCGUUAUGAGAACGUUGGUCUUCAAUCCACCACCCAAAGUCCACGGGAAUAUGAGCUCGAAAUAUUAUAAUUGUUGUAUGAUCCGCUUCUACUACCAACAGAACGGUCGGAACUACGGCUCCCUAAGCGUGGACGUGGUGGAACUUACGUCGCGGGGGAAUCAUACCACUUCUCUCUGGUUUUCCACCAAAGACAAGGGCGAGAAUUGGUACCGGGCUUCUAUAUUUCUGCCUAAUGUCACCAGAAGAUAUUAUCUCCAGUUCAAGACUCGCAUGGGUAUGCGCAUCUAUUCAGAUUCUGCUAUAGAUGACUUCUCUAUGGCCCCGGAAUGCUUCGGGCUGAACGUAGAUCCUGAAGAAUUGGGAGACUAUAAUUAUUACGAUCCAGUCUUCGAAGAGAAGACUACGCCUCAUCCUUCCUUCGCUGAUGAGAUAUAUUACCGUUUCACCACGUGCGGUGCCACGGGCCGCUACGGUCCUAACCAGUCGAUGUGCGACGCGGCGUACAACCAUACGCCGGUCAGUGUGGCCGUGGUACAAUCGCCGCCAUAUCAGGGCAUACAAGUUUGGGAGGUGCCUGCCGAGGGGCUUUAUACUAUAAUAGCGACGGGGGCGUCGGGCGGGCUGGGGUCGGGAUGGGCGGGCGUUUCUCACGGGGCGCAGGCUCGAGGGUUGUUCGAGUUAUACCGCAACUCGUUGCUAACUUCACUGUUUUCGUGUCGCAGUAUAAUAGCGACGGGGGCGUCGGGCGGGCUGGGGCCGGGAUGGGCAGGCGUUUCUCACGGGGCGCAGGCUCGAGGGUUGUUCGAGUUAUACCGCAACUCGUUGCUAACUUCACUGUUCUCGUGUCGCAGUAUAAUAGCGACGGGGGCGUCGGGCGGGCUGGGGUCGGGAUGGGCGGGCGUUUCUCACGGGGCGCAGGCUCGAGGGUUGUUCGAGUUAUACCGCAACUCGUUGCUAACUUCACUGUUCUCGUGUCGCAGUAUAAUAGCGACGGGGGCGUCGGGCGGGCUGGGGUCGGGAUGGGCGGGCGUUUCUCACGGGGCGCAGGCUCGAGGGUUGUUCGAGUUGCAUCGCAGUGAACACCUCUACAUGCUAGUGGGACAGCAGGGACUCAACGCAUGCAAGAAGACCCUAUCAGCCCAAGAGAGCCAAGAGUGCUCGAAGAAGCAGAACGACACUUCAAUAGUGUUCACGAGUAAAACUCACGAAGUCCGCAACACUCACGUGACUGACGGCGGCGGUGGUGGAGGCGGCGGCACUUACGUGUUUCUGCUGGACAAGGAAGGUCAAGCGGUGCCUUUGCUGGUGGCUGGUGGAGGGGGCGGGAUAUCAGUGGGAGUGUUCCGGGACGACGGCUCGCAACAUGCUCGACCUCACACUAACGCCACGCCAGAGUCUGGUUAUAUGUACGGCCAGCCGGGGAAGACUUCUGGUGAGUUGAAGAAAUGUGUUUUUUUGGUUGUGAAAGAAACGGUGUUGAUUUUAAAUACAAUUACUUACAAUAUUAGCAUUUUUUUGGUUAUUAAAGUGUGCAAUUUCGUUAAAGUACCUAUUUUUGUAAUGAUGAAAUUGUAGGGUAAUUGAAGAAAUACUGUUGUGAGCAUGUUUAUUUCUAAAGAAAAGAUUUAAAUAUGGCAAUGUGUUAAAUAAAUAUUUAGAUUUAGAGCAUUAGAUAUUCAAGAAUACAUAAUAUUUUUCAACAGUGGGUCCCGACUGUUAAAGUAGCUUUGUUCCUUAUUAACAGAAUUAUAGACUACUGGGCUUGUUUUUUUCUUUUCAGUUUUUAUUUGAAGUAUAAUUAAGCAGUCGGGUUUUUUGAUUUUUUAAAUUUACCUUUUUUAUUUCACACUUUUUAGUUAGUUAGUAUUUUAAGACGGUAUAUACCGUAGUCUUGUUACUUCAGUAAGGGAAUUAAUAUCGCGGGAAUUAUUAAGUACCUUGCGUCGGUCUAAAAGAUUGAUUUAUUAAGACAUAUAAAGACUUUACCAGCGGGGUCAAGGCUACAGAUGGACCUCAAUUUUCGCAAAAAUGUGUGAAGUUAAAUCAAGUCGUUACAUAAAUAUCUCUAAUGUAUGUAAAUUUUAUAGUAAACUAGCACUUACUCAAAAAGUCAUCUUUUGUUUAUGUUUUUUUAAUAGUUUAACAGUAAAUAUAAAAUUCAUUAACUUUUAUUCGUCGACUAUUUAAAAUUGGCAGUAGCUGCAUUGUCAUGUCAAUGCCGGACGUCUAAGAUUGUGAUAUACACAAAUUCAGUGUCAGUCCCUAAUUCACAGAAACCCAAUAUGUAGAUGCCAGAAGUUAACUUCAAAUGUUUUUAAUCACUCUAUAUACAAUACCAAUCAAUGACGUUUAUGUCGCAGGUUGAAGAAAGCAGUAAUUUCCGUCUGUUGUUUUGGACAAUGGUGGCAACUGCCUUAGAUCACUAAAUUAAAUAAUUAUGCAUUCACCAAAGCAAAGUUUAUAAAAUUUUAUUAAACUAAAGGCGCAUAAUAAAAUUUUCAUAACGUAAGGUAGAGCACCAUAGCAAUCUCAUUUAUUAUCAAUUUAUAGUUCUCUUUGUAGUUUUCUUUUAAAGCGUUCACAUUUAACAUGUCAAAGACUUUGUGUUCGAACCUUUUUUAUUGGUAGUGUAAAGCUCGAAUAGUACUCCCAGUAGUGCAAUCAUGGCAAUAAUUUUCCAAAUUUUUUUUUGUUUAAAAAAUACCGAAUAACGUAUCACUGUUAAGCACAAACUAGCAAACCAGUGAACCAAAUGUUCACCAAAACCUGAUUUCUCGAAAACCGGAAGUGCUACGUUACUCAAAUCCGGUUUGUAGUCUUAUCAGACUAUUCUUAACUUAUAACUUAAAUAUUCUCUUUGUCUAUGUUGUUUCGUAUGUCUCUUACGGUUUGGCCGCUGAAACAGCACCACGGACAGACGGACUUGUCUAAUAAAUAAGAGAUGCUAAGUAACUUUUACAAAUAUAAUCAAAUAAACCCAUUACUUACUUUAUUUUUAAAUCUUUUUCAUCAAUUAAAUACUUAUCUUAUCCUAACUAUCUAUACUAAUAUUAUAAAGAGGCAAGAUUUGUAUGUUUGUAACAAAUAAUCUGUCAAACUACUGAACCUGUUUCAAAUAUUAAUUCAACAUAAGGUAGCUUCAUUAUUUAUUAUAACAUUUUUCUUUAUUUAAAUACAUUUUGUCCGAGUGACAUAGGCUAUAUUUUAUCCCGAUAAAAAAAUUUCGCCCGUGCAAUGCCCGGGUGGAUCACUAGUAAGUAUAAUAUAAUAUUAUAGAUGCGAAAGUGAGUUUGUUUGUUGCGCUUCCGUGCCCUAAUAGCUAAAUCGAAUAUAAUGAAUACCCAUAUAGAAGUAGAUGGGAACUUUGUUCUUAGCUACAAUGUACGUAGGGUAAUGAAAGGGGUGAUUUACCUAUAAAAAUCUACAUUAUUUACUUUGAAUUUUGCAGAAUUAUUACAAAAACCAAUAUUAUCGCGAGCAGAUUAAUAAAUGCACGGAUUCCAAUAAGUAUGUACUUACUAGCGAAAAUGGGUUAUUUGUCAUUAUAUUAAGUAAACCUUUUUUGUAACAUUAAGUAAGAUCGUUAAAAAAAAUGAAAAACAGUAAAAUUCUGAAUUUUUCAUUAAAAUUCAAUAAUCAUAAAUACCUAUUAUAAUAAUAUAUUUUUCAUCGUUUAAUAAGAAGGAACUGUAUCACAGUUUUAUUGUUAGUACUUCGUAUAGGAUCAGAUACUGCGAAUACCCCAUUUUUUUUCUUUUACAUAGUACACCGCGCUAUCACUUUGUCAGCGUUGUAACUUUUUAAAUAUUUGUCGAAAUGACAUAGUGUAAAAAGCAAAGUUUAUCGUCUUUAAAUAUCAAAAGCGACAAAAGUAUUUGUUUUGAUAAAAAAAUGAUUUGUUAAUACAAAAUGUGCAUUUUGGAAAUAGAUAUCAAAUAAUAUUUUAGUUUUGAUUCACUAUUUUAGCGGUAAUGACUUACACAUUAAAAAUAGAUAUAUGGUGUCACGGACUUUUUUUUAGAACUAUUUAAGCUAUACAUUUUCACUCUACAUUACAUUCAUGUAACUUUUAUUGUUUUUGCAAUGCAGGCCAAAAUGGCUCGCAGAUGGGAGAUUUUUUUCCGUCUUAUGUGACACUUAUUGUUAUAUAUUGGCCAAUUCACUCAAUAACUACAUAAAUUAUUAUAUAUAUGUAAUUAUCAUAUAUGAGCUAUGUUACUAUUAAGUUUCAUUAAAAUCCAUUCAGUAUUUUUUAAGGUGAAAGAGCAACAAAGAUCCAUACAAACGUAAGAUUGAAAUUAAAAGCGUAAGUGGUUAAUAUACAACUUUAAAGCGUAGUAGAUCCUAAACAAUCAUAUAAAAUGAAAAAUGGUGAUAGGAACCUAAAUAUGAUUUUUGAUUAUCUAGACAGUGAUACCCCACUCGACAUAUUUUGUCAACUUAUGUUUUUUACUUCGUCACAAUAUGGCGCCUAAUUUUGGCCAUAUUGAAUUUUGAUUACUAUCAUAUCUUUAGUAGCACUCCCAUGAUUGAGACGAAUCGAUUGAUGUAUGAAUCAUCAAAAUCGGUCCAGGCGUUUGGUCUCUAGUGUGCCACAAAGGAACAAACAUACAUAUAUAGACUGUUAAACACAUAACCCUGUCUGCGCGUCGCGCUUCGCGCUCUUGCAUUGCGCAGCCGGGUAAAAAGAAGUUCUUACACGAACAGACAGGCUUUAAAAUUGUGACAGUCAUAUUAACUUUAUAGGAUUUUUAAUUGCUCUAACAGAAGAUUUAUUUUAUUUAUUAAUUACCUGUGCUUUAUGAAAUGAAUAAAUAAUUAUAAUAUAGCAGCUAAGACUAUUUUUUUGUAAUGUUUUUAAAUAGUGUGGAAUCAAAGCGGAAAGUUGAUAGCGCCGAGUCGUUGCUCCCGGCACUGAUCUCGACCGGAGGCAUUCAUUAAGUUUCCGUUUUUUUAGGAGUGCUUAUUUUAAGUUGCUUUACAACUUCUAUGUAGACGUGUUUAAAAUGAAUAAUUAUACUCAUCGAAGAUAUGACGAAAAAAUAACCGAUUAAAAAAAAACGAAAAAAAAAUUUUUAAAAAUCCGAAAGAAAUCAGGCAUACUCUUUACACGUAACCCAACAAUCUCACGAAGUUUCAUUAAAACAUUCAAUUUCACCCUAUAUAUAAUACUUUUAUCAAACUCGUUGAACAAACAAAAUGUGUGAAGUAAAUGAGUGAUUGAUACUCGUCAGAUACUAGUUGUCUAUGCAGUGCAAACAAAAACUUUUUUAAACAAACACAACAAGUAUUUUAGAACUUUGUACAAAACUAGUUUAUUACUUGUUUCUUGGUGUAAACGAGGGGUAAUGGGGAUGAUCUGUGGUUUUAGUUAGAACAUAGGUCCGGCAAUUGAGUAUAAGUAUGCGGUGUUGUGGUCUUUAGGUGCAGGAGGGGGUUGGUAUUUUGGCUUCACAUCAGGACGUCUAUUACCGAGCCAUAAGUUUUGGCAAAGAUAUUAAUAAUGCCAUUGGGUUGUGGUGUUUCGGUUCUGCGGGAGGCGGGGUAGAUCGCUCAGGCCCCGUGACGCCGAGUCACGAGGAAUCGCGGACUUAAAUUAUGGUUAUCCUUGAAAAUCUCAAUUAGGAAGCCUACAGCUUAGAAACUAAUCUUUACUGACGAGUUAGGGUCUCGCAGACAGAGGCGGCCUACGGCUGUGACCAGCUCUUAUUGGGCGGUUGUAUUUGUCCACUCGUUUAUAUUGCAGGCCGCGUUUGUUUAUAAGACACUUAAUGGUCUCUAGGCUCAAUGGGGGUGCUGACCACAUGACAGAAGUGAUUUAGCUUCGUCUGUCAUCUGUAUGAAUAUAUAUAUAUAUAUAUAUAUGUGUACAAUAUAUACAUGUAUGUACAUAUACAUAUUUAAUGAAAUAUAUAUAAAUAAAUAGUAAAUGUACUAGAUAUAAGAGAAAGAGAGAAAGGAAAUGUGCGCGCACUGUUUUCUCUUGCUUAUAUCCCCCACUCAACUCUCGUUCGCCUCGCUCGCAAACAGUUUUCCCUGGUGGUUGAUUUUCUAACCCCCCAAGCCAAGCGUGCCUAAAGAAGUUCCACUUCAAAAAUAGGUGUCCGAAUUGAGUUAUGAGAAUCUCCCCGUAAAAAAGGAUAGACGGAUCCUAAUGGGGCUGUGGCUUUAAAUGUGGUGUUCUGCGGUUAUAAGCUAAAUAAUAGGCCUAAGGAUUGCGUAAUCAUGCGGUGCAAGGGGGUUUACGAUAUUAAUAAUAUCGUUGAAUUGUAAUAAUAUCGUUGGGUGCAGGCGUGGGUUGUUGGGUAGGUAGCGUGGGCCCGGUAACGCCGGGUCACGAUGUCACGAAGAAGCGCGAGGAGCAUGAUGCUUAAACUUUAGCAAUUUCGAUUUUUAACAAAAUUUCACUAUUACAGGCUUAAGUGAGGAUGUUCUGUGUCUUUAAGUUAGAUAGUAGGCUUAUAAAUUGAGUAAUGACAUGGGGAUUUGAUGUCUAGGUGUGAGAUGUCGCUUGGGCCUAUAUAACGUCGGGGCACGAAGAGGCGCAGGCUCUUAUUCUUUGCUAAGAAACUGAUCAAUGAAACGCGGUUUUUGGACGAUUUCAAUUCCAAUUGAGUGUUUUGAGUUUUAUUGAAGAUGCUUAUAAGAGAAUGAGGUGGGAUUAUGUUUUUUAGGUGCAUGAGGGGUUUGGGUAGGUCGCUCAGGCCCGAUAACGCUGGGGCACGAAGUAGCGAGCGGGGCGCGCCUUAAAUUUAGGCGAUUUCCAUUUCUGUCAAAAAUUACUAAAUCGAAAUUUAGUGGGAUUGUUCGCAGGGGGCUUGGGCAUCGAGCAGUAAUAUGAAAUCAUAAUCUCUAGGUGAAAUUGAUCGUUACUGAUUCGCUUUUGGCUUUAAUGGGGAAAUCUGUGGUUUUAGUUAGAAAAUAAGUCUGGGAAUUGAGUAAUCGUGCGGUGUUGUCGUCUCUAGUGUUUGGGGUUGUGUUCUAGUUUGUUUAACUUGGUCGGUUUGGCAACAUCAAUAUAUUACGUCUUCGUGUAUGGCCAGUACAAAUGAUAGAUAAAUAGUAUCUAGUUUAAUAUAGAACAAGGAGGAGAAGAGAGUGGAGAGACGAGCUGGAUGGAGCAAGUGGUUAGCGCGUUCGGCUGCGUACGUUGAAGUUAAGCAACUUUCGCAGUGGUCGGCCAUUGGAUGGGUGACCAGAAAUUUACUAUCUCGAGCUCCUUCGUGCUUCGGAAGGCACGUUAAGCCGUUGGUCCUGGCUGCAUCUCCAGUCGCUAGCAACCACCAAUCUGCACUGGGUCCGCGUGGGGAGUCAUGGCCCAAUCUCCCUAUUCCAUUCCUAGGGAAGGCCUGUACCUCAGCAGGGGGGACAUUAAUAGGCUGAUGAGGAUGACUAGUAGGGUGGGUACCGUGUCGUUGAUUCCGGAGCAACCAGUAACAAAUCUGAGGCCUGUAGAUUAAGUAAUAAUUUGUGGUUGUCGGUAGGUGCUGGAGGGGGCUGGGUGGGCCGGUCGGGCCCGGUGACGCCGGGGCACGAGGCGGCGCGGGGCGCGGCGGUGCGCGAGGGGGGCGCGGGGGGCGCCGCGUGCGCCGGCGCCGCGCACGGGGGGUUCGGCGGCGGGGGGGGCGGCUGUCUGCGCGGCGGCGGCGGAGGGGGGUGGCUGGG